CCUACCGCCGCGGCUGCAGCCCGACAGUGGGGGGGCUCCCCGGCAGGGACCCCCCACUCCAUGUGUAUCAGCUCGGGCGGAGGAGGAGGCGACUGAGAAGAUGACCGCCCUGCGUCCUGCCCCGCUCUGCCUGCUGCUGGGUUUCUGGUUGUGCCAGGGCGCGCCCACCUUAGCAAUACAAUGUCGAGAUGCUUUCAAGCCCUGUGUAAAUGAAGGAAAAUGUGUUACCUACAAUAAUGGUACAGGAUACUGCGAGUGUCCAGCAGGCUUCCUGGGGGAAUACUGCCAACAGCUGGAUCCCUGCGACAGGACCAAAUGCCAGAAUGGAGGAACCUGUGUGGCUCUGGCCAUGCAGGGGAAAGCCACAUGCCGCUGCGCGCCAGGCUUCACGGGUGAGGACUGCCAGUACUCCACCUCCCACCUGUGCUUUGUCUCUCGCCCCUGCCAGCACGGAGGUACUUGUCAGAUGCGUAGCCGAGACACGUAUGAAUGCAUCUGCCCACCGGGCCGUACAGGAAAGCACUGCCAGUGGAUAGACGCCUGCUUGUCUCAGCCAUGUGCAAAUGGAAGCACAUGUACCACGAUAGCCAACCAGUUCUCCUGUAGCUGCCCAGCAGGCUACACAGGACAGAGAUGUGACAUUGACGUGAAUGAAUGUGACACUGCCGGGCGCUGCCAACAUGGCGGCACAUGCCUCAACCUGCCGGGCUCUUACCAGUGCCAAUGCUCACAGGGUUUCACUGGGCAGCACUGUGACAGUCCCUACGUGCCAUGUGCACCUUCACCAUGUGUGAAUGGCGGGACUUGCCGGCAGACUGGUGACUUUACCUUUGAAUGCAACUGCUUGCCAGGUUUUGAAGGAACCACUUGUGAGAAGAAUAUUGAUGACUGUCCCAACCACAAUUGUCAGAAUGGCGGAGUUUGUGUUGACGGGGUCAAUACUUACAAUUGUCGCUGUCCUCCACAGUGGACAGGUCAGUUUUGCACAGAGGAUGUGGACGAAUGCCAGCUGCAGCCCAACGCUUGUCAGAAUGGAGGUACCUGCACCAAUCACAAUGGGGGCUAUGGUUGUGUCUGUGUCAAUGGAUGGAGUGGUGAUGACUGCAGUGAGAAUAUUGAUGACUGCGCCUUUGCGGCCUGCACUCAGGGCUCCACCUGCAUUGACCGUGUGGCCUCCUUCUCCUGCACAUGCCCAGAAGGAAAGGCGGGUCUUCUGUGUCACCUGGAUGAUGCAUGCAUUAGCAACCCAUGCCACAAGGGGGCGCUGUGUGACACCAACCCCCUGAAUGGGCAGUACAUCUGCACCUGUCCACAAGGCUACAAGGGGGCUGCCUGCACCGAUGAUGUGGAUGAAUGUGCCAUGGCCAAUAGUAAUCCUUGUGAACAUGCGGGAAAAUGUGUGAACACAGAAGGCGCCUUCCACUGUGAGUGUUUGAAGGGUUACACAGGACCCCGCUGUGAGAUGGACAUCAAUGAGUGCCAUUCAGAUCCUUGCCAGAAUGAUGCCACCUGCUUGGACAAAAUUGGAGGGUUCACAUGCCUCUGCAUGCCAGGUUUCAAAGGCGUGCAUUGUGAAUUGGAGAUAAAUGAGUGUCAGAGCAACCCUUGUGUGAACAAUGGUCAGUGUCUAGAUAAAGUCAACCGCUUCCAGUGUGUCUGUCCCCCUGGUUUCACUGGAUCAGUCUGCCAGAUUGACAUCGAUGACUGCUCUAGUACUCCAUGCCUAAAUGGUGCAAAAUGCAUUGACCAUCCCAAUGGAUAUGAAUGCCAGUGUGCUACAGGUUUCACUGGACUCCUGUGUGAGGAGAACAUUGACAACUGUGACCCUGAUCCCUGUCACCAUGGCCAGUGCCAGGACGGGAUUGAUUCCUACACCUGCAUCUGCAAUGCCGGAUACAUGGGGGCCAUCUGCAGCGAGCAGAUCGAUGAAUGCCUGAGCAGCCCUUGCUUGAAUGAAGGACGCUGCAUCGACCUGGUAAACGGCUACCAGUGCAACUGCCAGCCUGGCACAUCAGGGGUGAAUUGUGAAAUUAAUUUUGAUGACUGUGCAAGUAAUCCCUGUGUCCAUGGGAUCUGUAUGGAUGGGAUUAAUCGCUACAGUUGUGUCUGUUUAUCAGGAUUCACAGGACAAAGAUGCAAUGUUGACAUUGAUGAGUGCACCUCGAACCCAUGCCGCAAGGGCGCAACAUGCAUCAAUGAUGUGAAUGGUUUCCGUUGCAUCUGCCCAGAAGGACCUCACCACCCCAGUUGUUAUUCACAAGUGAAUGAAUGCCUCAGUAAUCCCUGCAUCCAUGGGAACUGUACAGGUGUUGCCAGUGGGUACAAGUGCCUCUGUGAAGCAGGCUGGGUUGGCACCAGUUGUGAAGUGGACCAAAAUGAAUGUCUCUCCAAUCCCUGCCAGAAUGGAGGAACCUGUGACAACUUGGUGAAUGGAUACAGGUGUACCUGCAAGCAGGGCUUUAAAGGUUACAAUUGUCAAGUCAACAUUGAUGAGUGUGCUUCAAAUCCGUGCCUUAAUCAGGGCAUCUGCACUGAUGAUGUAAAUGGCUAUACUUGUCAGUGUAUGCUUCCAUAUACAGGCAAGAACUGUCAGAUGGUGCUGGCCCCUUGCAAUCCCAACCCAUGCGAGAAUGCUGCCAUUUGUCAAGAAUCUGCAAAUUUUGACAGUUACACCUGCCUGUGUGCUCCUGGCUGGCAAGGGCCUCGGUGUAAUGUGGACAUUGAUGAGUGCGUCUCCAAGCCAUGUAUGAACCGUGGCGUCUGCCAUAACACAGAAGGCAGUUACCUGUGCAAGUGUCUCCCGGGCUUCACUGGUGUGGACUGUGAAGAAGACAUUGACGACUGCCUUGCUAAUCCCUGUCAGAAUGGUGCUUCCUGUGUAGAUGGAGUGAACACCUUCUCGUGCCUUUGUUUGCUGGGGUUCAAUGGGGAUAGAUGUCAAACAGACAUGAAUGAGUGUCUGAGUGAACCCUGCAAGAAUGGAGGAACCUGCUCUGACUAUGUCAACAGUUACACCUGCAAGUGCCAGGCGGGGUUCGAUGGACCUCACUGUGAGAACAACAUCGAUGAGUGCACUGAGAGUUCUUGCUUCAAUGGAGGCACGUGUGUGGAUGGAAUCAACUCCUUUUCUUGUCUGUGCCCCAUGGGUUUCACUGGUCCAUUCUGCCUUCAUGAGAUCAAUGAGUGCAACUCUCAUCCAUGCCUGAAUGAGGGCACUUGCAUUGAUGGCCUGGGGACCUACCAUUGCAACUGCCCAUUGGGCUAUACAGGGAAAAACUGUCAGACCCUUGUGAACCUGUGUAGCCGGUCACCAUGUAAAAAUAAAGGCACCUGCACUCAGAGAAAAGCAGAGUCCCAGUGUCUGUGUCCGCCUGGGUGGACUGGGGCUUAUUGUGAUGUGCCCAAUGUCUCCUGUGAGGUGGCUGCGUCGCGCAGAAAAGUGCCUGUUGAUCGCCUGUGUCAACACUCUGGGACAUGCAUCGAUGCUGGCAACACUCACCACUGCCAGUGCCCCCUGGGCUACACAGGCAGCUACUGUGAGGACCAGCUGGAUGAAUGUGCCUCCAAUCCCUGCCAGCAUGGAGCCACAUGCAGAGAUUAUGUUGGAGGCUAUAGAUGUGAGUGUGUACCAGGUUACCAAGGUGUCAACUGUGAAUAUGAGGUAGAUGAAUGCCAAUACCAGCCAUGUCAGAAUGGAGGGACUUGCAUUGACCUGGUGAACCAUUUCAAGUGUUCCUGCCCACCAGGCACUCGAGGCCUACGGUGUGAAGAGAACAUUGAUGACUGUGCUCCCGAUGCAGGGGGCCCUCACUGCCUCAAUGGUGGGCAGUGUGUGGAUAAGAUCGGUGGCUACACCUGCCGUUGCCUUCCUGGCUUUGCUGGCGAGCGUUGUGAAGGGGAUAUCAAUGAGUGCCUCUCCAAUCCCUGCAACCCUGAAGGCAGCCUGGACUGUAUCCAGCUCAUCAACAACUACUCAUGCAUCUGCCGGAGUACCUUCACUGGCCGACACUGUGAGACCUUCCUGGAUGUCUGUCCCCAGAUGCCGUGUCUGAAUGGAGGCGUUUGUGCAGUUGCCAGCCACACACCCAGUGGCUUCAUCUGCCAUUGUCCUCCGGGCUUCUCAGGGGCAAGAUGCCAGAGUACCUGUGGACACAUGAAGUGUAAGAAAGGGGAGCAGUGUGUGCACACCACCUUGGGGCCGCGCUGCUUCUGCCCCCGGCCUGAGGACUGUGAGACGGGUUGUGCUAGCAGCCCGUGCCAGCAUGGCGGCAGCUGCUCUCCUCAGAGGAAGCCGCCUUAUUAUACCUGCCAGUGCCCCUCGUCGUUCUGGGGUAGUCACUGUGAGUUCUCCACGGGCCCCACCAACAGCCCCCCGGCCACGUGCCUGAGCCAGCACUGUGUCGACAAGGCGCGGGAUGGCAUCUGUGACGAAGACUGCAACAGUCACGCCUGCCAGUGGGACGGGGGCGACUGUUCGCUCACCAUGGAGGACCCCUGGGCCAACUGCUCCUCCCCGCUGCCUUGCUGGGAUUACAUCAACAAUCAGUGUGACGAGCUGUGCAACACAGCUGAGUGCCUGUUCGACAACUUCGAAUGCCAGGGCAGCAGCAAGACGUGCAAAUAUGACAAAUACUGCGCUGACCACUUCAGUGAUAACCACUGUGACCAAGGUUGUAACAGUGAGGAGUGUGACUGGGAUGGGCUGGACUGUGCCACCGACCAGCCCGAGAACCUGGCUGAGGGCACCCUGGUCAUUGUGGUGCUGCUGCCCCCUGAGCAGCUGCUCCAGGACGCCCACAGCUUCCUUCGGUCACUGGGCACUCUGCUUCACACCAACCUGCGCAUCAAACGGGACUCUCAGGGGGCCCUCAUGGUGUUCCCCUAUUAUGGUGAGAAGACGCCGGCAAACAGAAAGUCAACAGUGAGCCGGAGGUCCCUCCCUGAUGAGCAGGAACGAGAAGUGGCGGGCUCCAAGGUAUUCCUAGAAAUUGACAACCGCCAGUGCGUCCAGGCUUCAGACCAGUGCUUCAAAAACACUGAUGCUGCUGCAGCCUUUCUGGCCUCUCAUGCCAUCCAAGGCACACUCUCCUAUCCUCUUGUAUCUGUCUUGAGUGAGUCUUUGGAUAGCAAGCCAACCCAGCUUCUCUACCUGCUGGCUGUGGCCUUCGUCAUCCUCCUCUUGGUAAUCCUCCUGGGGGUGAUCAUGGCAAAACGCAAGCGUAAGCACGGCUCUCUCUGGCUACCUGAAGGAUUCAUCUUACGUCGGGAUUCCAACAACCAUACACGGCGGGAGCCAGUUGGACAAGAUGCUAUGGGACUGAAAAGCCUGUCAGUCCAAGUUUCAGAGGGUAACUUAAUUGACUCCAGCACCAGUGAACAUUGGGCAGAUGAUGGCGCCCCCCAGCCAAAGAGAAGCAAGGCUGAAGAUCAGGCUUUACUUUCAGAAGAAGAUGACCCAAUAGACAGGCGCCAGUGGACACAGCAGCACCUCGAAGCUGCAGAUAUUAGGAGGACACCAUCCCUGGCCCUCACCCCGCCUCAGGCCGAGCAAGAGGUGGAUGUGCUGGAUGUGAAUGUCAGGGGACCAGAUGGCUGUACGCCGCUGAUGCUGGCAUCUCUUAGAGGAGGCAGUUCUGACUUGAGUGAGGAUGACGAAGAAGCAGAUGACUCCUCAGCUAACAUCAUCACAGACCUGGUUUAUCAGGGGGCCAGUCUCCAGGCCCAGACGGACCGGACUGGAGAGAUGGCUCUGCACCUUGCAGCUCGAUACUCCAGAGCAGACGCCGCCAAGCGUCUCCUUGAUGCAGGCGCAGACGCCAACGCCCAGGACAACAUGGGGCGGUGUCCCCUUCAUGCCGCAGUGGCCGCUGAUGCCCAAGGUGUCUUCCAGAUUUUAAUCCGUAACCGCGUGACAGACCUGGAUGCUCGGAUGCAUGACGGGACAACGCCCCUGAUCCUAGCUGCCCGCCUGGCUGUAGAAGGGAUGGUGGCCGAACUGAUCAACUGCCAAGCAGAUGUUAAUGCAGUGGAUGACCAUGGGAAAUCUGCUCUCCACUGGGCAGCUGCUGUCAACAACGUGGACGCUACUUUGGUGUUGCUGAAAAACGGGGCCAACAGGGACAUGCAGGACAACAAGGAAGAGACACCUCUUUUCCUUGCUGCUCGAGAGGGGAGCUAUGAAGCAGCCAAGAUUCUGUUGGACCAUUUUGCCAACCGGGACAUCACAGACCACAUGGACCGACUCCCCAGGGACGUGGCCCGAGACCGCAUGCACCAUGACAUCGUGCGUCUCUUAAACGAGUACAAUGUGGCCCACAGUCCUCCUGGCACCAUGCUGACCUCAGCCCUCUCACCUGUCAUCUGUGGACCCAACAGAUCUUUCCUCAACCUGAAACACACCCCUGUGGGCAAGAAGCCCAGGCGCCCCCAUGCCAAAGGCACCGUGCCCACCAGUCUACCCAGCCUUGCCAAAGAGGCCAAAGAUUCCAAGGGUGGGCGGAGGAAGAAGUCUCUGAGUGACAAGGGCCAGCUGUCUGAGAGCUCAGUGACCCUCUCCCCGGUUGAUUCCCUGGAAUCUCCUCACACCUAUGUUUCUGAUACCACAUCUUCUCCCAUGAUCACAUCACCUGGGCUCUUGCAAGCAUCGCCAACCCCAAUGCUGGCCACUGCUGCACCACCUGCACCAGUCCACACCCAACAUGCAGUGUCUUUCUCUAACUUACAUGAGAUGCAGCCUCUAGCCCAUGGGGCUAACACAGUACUCCCCUCCGUUAGUCAACUGCUGCCCCAUCAUCACCUCGCGCCACUGAGCAGUAGCAGUGGUGGAAACUCGGGCAGGCUACACCCAGUCACUGUCCCAGCUGACUGGAUGAGUCGGAUGGAGAUGAAUGAGACCCAGUACAAUGAGAUGUUUGGAAUGGUUCUGGCUCCAGCUGAGGGGGCCCACUCUGUCUUGGCACCACAGAACCGGCCAGGGCAGCCUGAUGGGAAGCACAUAGCCACCCCCCGAGAGCCACUGCCCCCCAUCAUGACUUUCCAGCUGAUCCCCAAAGGCAGUAUUGCCCAACCAGCUGGGGCUACCCAGCCACAACCCAAUUGCCCUCCAGCUGUUGCUGGCCCCCUCCCCACUAUGUACCAGAUUCCUGAUAUGGCCCGCUUGCCAAAUGUGGCAUUUCCCACAGGCAUGAUGCCCCAGCAGGAUGGACAGGCAGCUCAGACUGUCCUCCCAUCCUACCACCCGUUCCCAAGCUCUGUGGGUAAGUACCCCACACCCCCAUCACAGCACAGCUAUGCCUCCUCAACCGCUGCUGAGCGGACGCCCAGCCACAGUGGCCACCUACAGGGCGAACACCCUUAUCUGACACCAUCCCCAGAAUCUCCUGACCAGUGGUCUAGUUCAUCCCCUCACUCUGCCUCUGACUGGUCAGAUGUGACCACUAGCCCUACUCCUGGGGGUUCGGGUGGAGGCCAGCGAGGGCCUGGGGCACACAUGGCCGAGCCCCCACCACGCACCAACAUGCAGGUAUAUGCAUGAAAGAGGGUGACCACCCAGUGCUGGGACUGAACUGACGGGCAUGUGGUUAGUGCUGCUGAUGAACAAAAUGAAGGUCGUCCAGGAUGGAAAUGAAGAAACUUUUGGAAAUUGGGCUCCUAGAGCAGGACAAAGAGGGGCUUUCUCUGCCCCUCUCAGAUGUUAAAUGGGAGAUGUCAGUCAUCAUUACCUACCCAUUGGGGGGCACGUGUAUUCCUUUGAAGUCAUGGUUUCUUCCUCAUACCCUGCCAACCAAGACAUUUGGGAAUGAAAAUUGUCCAUUGAUGUCAUGUAUAUUCUUUCCCCAUUGGGAACCCACCGGUUUUAUUGGUUACAGUAUGUCCUUUUUCACAGCUUGGAAUCUUGAAAUAUGUGUGAAGCCCUAGGUUCCUGCCACUUCUGUUGAAUCGACCAAAAGUCAAAAGUCCUCUCUUGGGAACUUAUGUCUUCCCAUUAGGCCUAAAAUGACUUUCCUCACUUUAUCCUUCGAAAUUCCUUUCCCUUCAUUUGGUGCUUGCGUUUCUGCACCUUCUUAUCGUAGUUCUCAUGCCACGUGUCUUAUCUGUGGUUUGGCCACAUCUGUAUAUGUUAUAGAACUAUAUGUAUGUAUUUAAUGCUUUUAAUCGUUCCUACCCAGGAAGGUGAUUUUAGUCUUCUCUUUCCAUAUUCAUUUCCAGAUGCCCCCAGGAGCCUCACAGGGUUUGUUUUGGUUACAAUUCUCACCACUACUUUUCAAAGUGUGUUUCUUCAAGGAAUGUACAUAUACCAUUCUACUCAUUGUAUUUUAACCAGAGGGAGAAUGGAAGGUUGUUAUGUUUUUAUUGCAAGGGUGAUUAAAAUUUCUCCCAUUCUCCUAUCUGCUUUCCAGUGUCAGCCACCUUCAGUGGAGAGAGUGGCCAGGACAACAUAGGUACAUUGAAUUAUACAAAGACAAGAGGAGAAAUGACUCCUUGUCACUUCUGGGAUGUCUGCAUCCAGUAGGUAGUUGGCCCUGUUAUUAAGUUUCCAAGUUUUUUACUCACUGCCAGUGGUGAAACUUGAGGACUCUUCUGUCAUAUUCUUCUUCUCCUAUGUUUCAUCUUCCAACUAAAAGUACUCUAUCAAACUCAUAGCUGUUGGGCUCUUCCUACUGCUCACCUCUUCAUGAAGAAGCCCCAGGUCUUAUUCAUCACCCUGUUGAGUGACCUCAUUGCCCAGUGCUUAGCGCAGUGCUCCCUUCAUAAUCUCUCUGGUUCCAGAUUCUUAUGCUGGCCUCGCUCCUACAUUUAGUUGUCCUAAUCUGUACAUACCAUAGAAGUUCUCCACACCUCUCCAGAAAAAAGUGGUCUUUCCUCAGCCCAGUCCAAAAAUUUGUAACAUGAACCUUUUGGUAGAGUGUUGGGCCAUAGCAGCUGGCCUUUUCGGAGACGCCUCAAAUUCAUUAGUAUCUGUUUUAAACAAGUAGAACAUCCCUUUUUGAAGACUAGUAUCCAGCCUUUCUGAAGGACCCUUCUUUCAUGGAUGCUGAGAACAGCAAAGGUAUUUGCUGUCGUGGCUUUCAGAUUGUGAUUUCACCCCCAUUGGGUUAAUUUCUUUUAAUUCUCUAGGUCUGUCCCAAUUUUACUCUUGUCGUGCACGGACAGGCCAUCCAGCCUCAAUCGUUGACCAGACACUUAGACCCUCCUCAUGCUGUUCACCAGGUUACUAUCAUGAUUGUCAGCCAUAGGUGUAGGACUAGGAAUAUUUGGAGAGUUGUUCUUCCAUCUGGCUAGACGAGUCAGCUGAUCACUGAUCCUACCUGUAAAGCUGUACCAUCAUCUUCACAUUUCCAGAGACCACUGGGAAUUCAUUCUUCCAGGUCACUUUGUUGGUGUCAUUCAUUACCAAAUUAUCCAUUUGGUAAUAACUGCAGUGCUUAUUCCUGCCAAGCCCUACAGGCAUUUUUGGGACUGACUACACAGGAGUCUAAAGUAUCUAAUAUGGUUUGAUGUGGAAACCUGCCCAUCAUGGACAGUUAUGGCAAUAGCAGAUGGCCAGAAGGGUCCUACUAAAUUGAACAGAAACACUUGGAGCCACCAAAUUCCAUUAGCUCUGUUUUAAGCCGUGAGAGACUAAACAAACCCCUGCUAGAAUGAGAAGACCUUCAGCUAAUUUUCUCUACCUUUCAAAGUCAUCAAUGGAAAGUUCUCAAACGGUGAAUAUCUUUUUUAUUGGUUUGUUUGGUUUAUUCUGCUUAGACAGUGUCAGAGGCAACUUGAUAAUUGCUUUAUUAUUUACCUGCUUUAAGGGACUACAUUGGUACUUCAUCUGGAAUGAUUCAGAUGAUUCCAAACCAUUCCCAGAUAAAUGAGCCUAAAUGAAAAUUAAUAGGUUCCUACAUUUAGGCCAUAAUUAAUCUACUUUCCCUGUCCACUACUGUUUAACUUUCUGCCACCAAAAGUACCAGCAAUUGUAGAAGCCCAUUAAAAGAAUAUAGAUAAGCCUGUUUUUUCCUCCUUCCUUGAGAGCCCCAUGUUUGAGGUCUCAGAGUUAUAGAAAGAAGAAUGUAAAGGUUAAUUGGCACUCAAAAGAAACAAGGGUCCCCAGCAGUGAAGAGAACACUGCCUGCCAUCAAUUUUAACUCCUUUUUAGUUGUUCAAGAUCCCUUCUACAUAUAAUCAGAAGGUGUUUCAGGAUGUGAGAAGAUUGAGAGACUAUUUUUCUGCUAUUCUUUGACUUGGUUUUUGUGAGGACUGAUUUCUUAUAGAACACAAUUACCUGUGCUAUGUGUAGGGUGCGAUUUUAAAAUUCUGAUGGUUGAACCUCCUUUCCUCCUGCCCCAAAGGGCAGGGAUUUUGCAGCAGCCAAUUCUGACCUACAUUUUGAGGGGACUUGAAUGGGAAGAAGAAACUGUAAGUUGCACAUAAUGGGGGCAAAUACUCAGUGAUUGCACUGCUUAGGUACAAUCCACGAUCUUUAUUAAUGUUUUUCUGCAGUAAUGAACCAAAGGUAUAAUGUUCUUUAGCCUUAAGAACUGAAGUACAUUGAAUGUAUGGCAACCAGCUGGGGGGAGGGAUGCAUUUGCGUACCCUGUUGUCUGUGUGCCCCUGGAUAGUUUCCUGGUACUAUGUUGUCCCUUUCUGUCCCUGUCUCCCUUGCUUCCCACUGUUAAAGGGGGUAUGAUGUCUCUGUUGUAUGAAGAACUCAUAACCAUUAAAAUGACCGCAUUUUCCUGGUUACAGUCAAGAAGAUGCAUGCCUUGUUUUUACUUUUUUAAGUUUUACUCUAAAAGUAGUUAUGAGAUUUAUAUGAAAACAUUUUUAUCACAAAAUAAAAAGCUUACAUGUCACAGUU
This is a messenger RNA of Vombatus ursinus (common wombat), 10843 nucleotides long. RefSeq names its product notch receptor 2 (gene NOTCH2). Gene Ontology annotation, biological process: apoptotic process; regulation of DNA-templated transcription; cell differentiation. Gene Ontology annotation, molecular function: Notch binding; signaling receptor activity; calcium ion binding. The transcript is spliced from 34 exons. NCBI's taxonomy places the organism in Eukaryota, Metazoa, Chordata, Mammalia, Diprotodontia, Vombatidae. The coding region runs from base 101 to 7534 and encodes 2477 amino acids. Gene Ontology annotation, cellular component: membrane; signaling receptor complex. The record is from RefSeq and is a predicted model, not a curated record.